Rhineura floridana is the source of this 1515-nucleotide messenger RNA. It is a transcript of the gene DRD5, whose product is annotated as dopamine receptor D5. Gene Ontology annotation, cellular component: plasma membrane. Gene Ontology annotation, biological process: adenylate cyclase-activating adrenergic receptor signaling pathway. Gene Ontology annotation, molecular function: dopamine neurotransmitter receptor activity; G protein-coupled receptor activity. NCBI's taxonomy places the organism in Eukaryota, Metazoa, Chordata, Lepidosauria, Squamata, Rhineuridae. The record is from RefSeq and is a predicted model, not a curated record. The coding region runs from base 1 to 1515 and encodes 504 amino acids. The transcript has a single exon.
AUGCUGCAGUCACCCUGGACUAAGAACGCCACUCUGUCCGGGCCAGCCGGCAGCGCCCCGACGCCGCAGCCGACCCGCGAGCUGCUCCCCCCGGCGACGGGCUCUGCUGCGGCCGAGGCGGCCACCGCCUCUCCCGGGACCCCUGUGGCGCACAUGGUGGCGGCGGGCAGCCUGCUAUCGCUGCUGGUCGUCUGGACUCUCUUGGGGAACGUGCUGGUGUGCGUGGCCAUCAUGGGGUCUCGCCACCUGCGGGCCAAGGUCACCAACAUCUUCAUCGUUUCCUUAGCCGUCUCGGAUCUCCUGGUGGCGCUGCUGGUCAUGCCCUGGAAGGCGGUGACUGAGGUGGCGGGCUACUGGCCCUUCGGGGCCUUCUGCAACAUCUGGGUGGCCUUCGAUAUCAUGUGCUCGACCGCCUCCAUCCUCAACCUGUGCGUCAUCAGCGUGGACAGGUACUGGGCCAUCUCCAGCCCCUUCAGGUACGAGAGGAAGAUGACCCAGAGGGUGGCUUUGGUGAUGAUCGGCCUGGCCUGGACUCUCUCGGUCCUCAUCUCCUUCAUCCCGGUCCAGCUCAACUGGCAUAAGCAGGGCGAGAACCCCGGUACCGCCGCCACCCCCUUAGCAGCUAGCCCCCACGCGGGGAGCGUCUCCUCAUGGGCCGAAGGUUUCGGCACCUUGUGGACAGGGGGACCCGGGGCCAACGGCAACGACACUCUGCAGGCGGAGGCGACAGAGCGCUGCGACUCCAGCCUGAAUCGGACCUACGCCAUCGCCUCCUCCCUGAUCAGUUUUUACAUCCCCGUGGCCAUCAUGAUCGUCACAUACACUCGGAUCUACCAGAUCGCCCAGGUGCAGAUCCGUCGGAUCUCCUCGCUGGAGAGGGCUGCCGAGCACGCCCAGAACUGCCGUCGCAGCAGCAAGAGCUCGGACUGCGGUCACCCUCUCCAUCACCAUCACCACCCCUGCCUCAGAUCCUCCAUCCGCAAGGAAACCAAAGUCCUCAAGACGCUCUCCGUCAUCAUGGGAGUUUUUGUCUGCUGCUGGCUGCCUUUUUUUAUCCUGAACUGCAUGGUGCCCUUCUGCGAGAGCCCCCCCGACGACCCAGAAGCCGGGCUGCCCUGCGUCAGCGACAGCACUUUCAACAUCUUCGUCUGGUUCGGCUGGGCCAACUCGUCCCUCAACCCCAUUAUCUACGCCUUUAACGCUGACUUCAGGAAGGUCUUCUCCAAUCUCUUGGGCUGCAGUCAGCGUUGCUCCAGCACCCCGGUGGAGACAGUCAACGUCAGCAACGAGCUCAUCUCUUACAAUCAAGACACCCUCUUCCACAGGGAAAUCGCUACCACCUACGUCAACAUGAUCCCCAAUGUGGUGGGCUGUGGCAAGGGAGAUCCCUUCGACAGGAUGUCCCAGAUCUCACCUGAUCACGAGAUCGCCACAGACUCUGCCUGGGAGCUGGACUGUGAAGGGGACAUCUCUGUAGACAAAAUUACUCCCCUCACCCCCAGUUGUCUACUUUAG